GCCGUCACAGCCUUAGCCGCCACUGCUUCAUUCUGCGCCACAACAAACGUCUGCUUCCAAUGGGGCGUACCAGACGCCUCCGCAAAGGCCGGCUCUGGCAAUGUUUACUUCCAGCUCAAAGCUCCCACCUCUGAGCAAUGGGUCGGCCUCGGCAUCGGCAGCUCCAUGCCCGACUCCAAAAUGUUCAUCAUGUACCAGGAUGGCAAGGGAAACGUCACGCUGAGCACGCGACCCGGCGCGAACCAUGUUAUGCCAAUCUACAAGCCGAGAAACGAUGUCACGCUCUUGAGCGGCUCUGGAGUAGUGGACGGCAAUAUGGUUGCCAAUGUCAGGUGCGGCGGCUGCACAGAUAUUGAUUUGGCGGGCUCGACGGACUGGAUUGCGGCUUGGAAGUCCGGUUCGGCGCUAGAUGAGACGAGCCCUUCGGCAGUGCUCAUACAGCAUGACGAUACGAGCCAGUUCAGCGUCAACAUGUCUACUGCUAGCAUCAGCUCCGACUCUAACCCUUUCGUGGGAACUGCUUCGAGCUCCAACUCCGGUGGCACCCCUGGCGCUGUCACCGUUAUCGGAUCUAGCGACUCCUCAACCCAGACCCUCGGUUGCGCCCACGGAAUCAUAAUGUCCAUUGUAUUCAUCUGCCUCUACCCCGUUGGUGCUGUUAUCAUGCUGCUAAUAGGAAAGUGGUACCUUCACGCUGCUUGGCAAAUGAUCGCUUUCUUGGGCAUGUGGGCAGGAUUUGGCCUCGGUGUUACCGCCGCUAAACGUCUCGAUAUUUUUUUUGACCAGACCCACACUCGAAUGGGCACCAUUAUCGUAGUCCUUCUUGCCCUCCAGCCUAUCUUUGGAUGGCUUCACCACGGUUACUAUGUUAAGAACCAGUCUCGCGGCGCUAUUAGCUACGUCCACAUCUGGUAUGGUCGCACCCUGUUGAUUAUUGGCACCAUCAAUGGCGGUUUGGGUCUGCAGCUUGCCAACCAGUCAAAAGGCUUCAUUAUUGCAUACUCCGUCGUUGCUGGAGUUAUCAUCCUUAUAUACCUUGCCUCU
This is a messenger RNA of Trichoderma asperellum CBS 433.97, 1044 nucleotides long. RefSeq lists its product as uncharacterized. NCBI's taxonomy places the organism in Eukaryota, Fungi, Ascomycota, Sordariomycetes, Hypocreales, Hypocreaceae. The record is from RefSeq and is a predicted model, not a curated record.